UUCACAAUCGAACGAAAUAUAUACUCUCUCUCUCUAGUCUCUAUUUACCAGCCUCGAUUCGCAUUUUUGCACGCUGCGUACUAAAACCACUAACACUUGCCCACUGCCCAGUGCCGGCGCCUACUGCCAGAGCCGUCCCGAUUUCGUUCUGGGACUGAAGAAACGUAGAGAGGGAAAAAGAUUUUGAUCUUUUUGUGUAGUGAUGGUGGAAGUGUGGUGGUCUCUCUUAGCUGCCAUCCCUGCGGUUGUUGCAGGGCAAGCUUUUAGAAUGAAGAAGAAGCAUGCGGAAGAGCAGAGAUUACAGAGUGCCCGGGGUAGGGAGAAGAAUUCUGACGAGAUUUUUGUAUGUGAGAGGGUGUGUACAUCAAAGAGAAUGCUGAAAAAGGUUGGGGCAUUCUCAAAGGAUCCAAUCCCUGAUACUUGUGUCACUGUUUGUGGAGUAUCCGAGCUUGAAGCUUGUGCUGAUGCGUGUGCUCGCACUGUUUGUGUUAACCAACAUCAAGUGCCCAACUGGAAUGACAUAUGCCUCCGAAGAUGCCAGAGUGAAUGUCUCAAACUCUCCGGUUCUCAUUUUUCUUAGUUCAAUUUUGCACUACUUGAAUGAUGAAAAGUGUAUGGCAUCAGUAGUUUGUUGGUAGUGCUUGUUGCUAUGAUAUCUGAAGCAUGUAUCACUGGUUGUGUAGGUGGUUUUAUUACCACACUUUUAUGCUCCAUACAUUGACUCAAAUUAGUCUCAGUGAUUCUUUAGAGAGCUUUUCUGCAAUAUUAAGAAUUUGAAGUUUUUUGGGAAACAUGAGUUUUAUGAGCUGUAUUUUUACAUUUAUGUAAUUUUCACUCUGCUGUUUCAUGUUAUUAAA
Messenger RNA from Humulus lupulus (European hop), 857 nucleotides. RefSeq lists its product as uncharacterized. The transcript has 2 exons. Bases 203 to 580 code for a protein of 125 amino acids. Lineage: Eukaryota; Viridiplantae; Streptophyta; Magnoliopsida; Rosales; Cannabaceae. The record is from RefSeq and is a predicted model, not a curated record.